AUGUAUUCGCAGGUGUCCGCGCUAAGCACGGUGCCAUAUUUGGCCCGUUGCCUUCUGGAUCAUCCGCAACGCAGCCGCUACGAUCUCGGCCAUUUGCGGUACCUGGCAACUGGAACAAGCUACAUCAGCGAAGAUGUCGCAAGGCGCCUCUUCCUCGAGCUCAAUCUCAAGAGCUACGUUCAAAUCUAUGGGCAGACGGAGUUCGUCUUCAUAACAGGAGGCCUACACGAUUCACCGCCAAGGUUCGGAUCAAUCGGGCGUCUAGGAGUAGGCGUUGAAGCCAUGGUUAUAGACAAUGAAACGAAGAAGCCGCUCGGUUCAAUGCAGCACGGUGAGCUCGUAGUUCGAGGUCCCGGCCUUAUGCGGGGCUAUUGGGGAAUGGAAGAUCAGCCAUGCACGGAUCCUGAAGGCUGGUACAGAACAGGUGACGAGUGUUACCUCGACGACGAAGGCUGGCUCUACCUCGUGCAGCGAAUGAGUGAGUCCAUCCACUGCCGGAACGUAAAAGUCAUACCACCCAAGGUUGAAGCAGCCCUGCUACAGUGCGCCCAUGUGAAGGACUGUGCUGUCGUCGGCCUGCCACACCUGCAAGCUGGGCAGGUGCCUCACGCCAUAAUCGUCCCAAAAAGCAACAGCAGGCAUCUUGGCCCAGAGCACUACGUCAGAUUUGUCAACGAGAGGAUGCCAGAACAAUAUAGACUUGAAGGCGGUGUCACGCUCGUCGAUGCAAUCCCACGCAACAAGCUCGGAAAGUUGGUGAGACGCGAGUUGGUGAACUGGAUGCUCGAGCGACGUAAUCAAGGCAACACGCAAUAGUGUUUGGGAUCAUCACCUACUGCAUACAAGGAGGCACUUAGGAGUGAUUAACAGCCGCACCAAAUACGUUGACAAUCGAACAACCUCGAAAUAAAAGCCAUUCUAU
This is a messenger RNA of Rhipicephalus sanguineus (brown dog tick), 922 nucleotides long. RefSeq lists its product as uncharacterized. Bases 1 to 816 code for a protein of 271 amino acids. The transcript is spliced from 5 exons. The record is from RefSeq and is a predicted model, not a curated record. NCBI's taxonomy places the organism in Eukaryota, Metazoa, Arthropoda, Arachnida, Ixodida, Ixodidae. Gene Ontology annotation, molecular function: CoA-ligase activity.